Molecule: messenger RNA, 1250 nt
Organism: Cryptococcus deneoformans JEC21
Lineage: Eukaryota; Fungi; Basidiomycota; Tremellomycetes; Tremellales; Cryptococcaceae
Exons: 5
Coding region: 300-1130 (276 amino acids)
Biological process (GO): glutamate metabolic process
Molecular function (GO): D-glutamate cyclase activity
Source: RefSeq, a predicted model, not a curated record
CGAAAUCAUUGAAAGACCGAUUUAUUAGAAACUGACAGCUUUGAGUGGAGAACAUAGGAGAGGCAUCAGUCGACCAUCGAGCGCCACGGUGCCGAAGUGGCUGGAUCCACAAGCGGCCAUUGCGAAUUCUGGGGGAGUUGCUCCGUUUGAAUUCCGGUCAAAACAAUUGCUGAUUAUUUGCGCGUAGUUCACACGCAUCUGGCUGAAUAUGAUAAAUAUCGCUGCAUAAGCAGGAGGAGACAAUAUGGCCUUUUCCUCGUCUUCGAUUUCACUUUCUCUUUGCCGCAAGCACCGUCACCAUGCCAGUGAAGGUUGACGAGCCAGCGCCUCACCGAUUCUCUACUGGGAAAGAAGUCCGUCUAGCCUGCCGUUCCGGCAGCUUCCGCGGUCCUACGUCCGGCCACUGUCCUAGUCAGAUUCAGACGAACCUCCUUGUCAUCCCCUCUCGCUUCGCCGAUGACUUUAGAGGUUUGUGCAAGCGGAACCCCGUCAGCUGUCCGCUUAUUGCGGAAAGCCUGGCACCCGGAAAUACGGGGCUCUCGAGGGACGUGGCAGAGGAUGUGGACGUGCGAACCGAUGCGCCGGGGUACAACAUUUACAAAGACGGGAAGCUGUACGCUAAAGACGUGCGGGAUUGCAAAGAGUGGUGGGCCGAGGACAGCGUAGCGUUUUUGAUUGGCUGCUCGUUCACUUUCGAACAAGCGUUGGUCGACGCUGGUCUCACUCCGCGACACCAGGAACUCGAGCGUAAUGUGCCCAUGUACAGGACCAACAUCCCUCUCUGCCCCUCAGGCAUCUUCUCCGGCACUAUGGUCGUUUCGAUGAGGCCAUACAAGCCCGAAAAGGUAGAUGCAGUCAGAGCAGUGACCCGUCCAUACAUCCAUACACACGGCGAGCCCGUUGCAUGGGGCCCGGACGCAGUGGCCCAGUUAGGCAUUGCGGAUCUUCUCAAUCCCGAAUUCGGAGAGGCACCGGUGUUAAGGGAAGGCGAAGUACCGGUCUUUUGGGGAUGUGGAGUGACCCCUCAGGUGGUAGUAAUGUCCAGUCCUGAGCUCAUCGGGUUCUCGAUCGGCCAUGGGCCUGGGAAGAUGCUUUGCCUGGACAAGGAGAUCAAAGAUAUUUUGGAGUAGCCAUUGUCAAAGUAGUAAUGGUACAGCGCCUUUUAUUAUUCAUAUUAUAGAUGCUAGUGUAGCUGCGCCACUAUCUUCACGGAGGAUGGAAAGUAUUUGAUGCUACUUUAGUUUCUUGUU